Schizosaccharomyces cryophilus OY26 is the source of this 1620-nucleotide messenger RNA. RefSeq names its product DUF1941 family protein. The record is from RefSeq and is a predicted model, not a curated record. The coding region runs from base 1 to 1620 and encodes 539 amino acids. The transcript is spliced from 2 exons. Lineage: Eukaryota; Fungi; Ascomycota; Schizosaccharomycetes; Schizosaccharomycetales; Schizosaccharomycetaceae.
AUGCAGGAAAACGAAAGAAAGACGCGCGAUUCCGCUAAAUCGAUGUUUUCAGAUUCAGACGACUCAUUUCCUAUAGAAAAAAUAAGCGAAGAUAUGGUGCGCGAGCUGAAUAAUCAACUGGAGGAAGAAGAAAAAGAUCACAUGAACAAGCAAGGCAAGGAUCAUGCGUCGGGACUUUUAGAAAAUUGUUUUGAACUGUUACAUGCCAAAGAUGACACAAGCAAAUUUGUUUCGUUAACAAUGCUUGCAAGAUUGCUAAAUGACAAUCCCGACUUCCUUUUUGCUUUCUGGGAAAACAUGGAUAUGAAAUUCCUUGAUCGGUUGCUGGGGUCGAAAAAUUACGAAUAUGCAGAUUUGGGUGUUUCUGUCCUAUUUGCCUUUUGCAGUGAUGAGAAGAUCCUUCGUAGCUCUUUAAUGAAAAAACGCAUACCAGCUUUGUUGACCUGUGCCAUUCGACAUUACGAUCUUUGCCUUCCCAUUAUAUGUGCUCUAUCGUCUAAUCCACGUUCAGCGAAGUCUCUUUUAUAUUACACAUCCUUUAUUAUCAAUGAGUUUCCCCUUCCUCAGGCUCUUGAGAUUCUGUCGUAUGGUUUGUAUGCACUAGAGAAGAUCCAGCUAUAUAUGAAACCAAUUUUUGAAGGAAUCGAUAAGAGAAACGGAUGGAAGUCUCCUGAUACUUCUCUGUUUUUUCGAAAUCUUUUCGCACGUUUUCCCGUCCAUCUGUGGUAUUCAAAUGACCUCUCCAGCUGUAUUGAACCAUUCACCAAGGUUGUUUUGGAAGAAUUCAUUACAGAAGAAUCUAUUGCAAAUGCCUGCGUUAUGCUUUUCUCCCUUUUGAAAGCUGUUGGUACCGAUGAAGUAAUGGAAGACAAUAAAGAGUCUUUGCUUUUGGUGAUUGGCCGCUGUGCUGCAGAAAUCCGUGCUAACUUGGACCUUUUGGUGUCUACUCUUGAUGAAAAACAAAAGCACGAGAGCCUCUCAUAUAGUGUAUGUUCAUGCUACGAAGUACUUGGAAUUUUGAUUCACUAUAUCUGUGAAAACUGUGAUAAGCUUUCUCAAACUAUUGAGCCCACAAAGUUUUUUCAACUUCAAAGCACUCUUUCAGAGCUUUUUGGAGAUACAAUGGAAUUUAUUCGUGAUGCUUGGGAUAAUAUGAGGCAUCACGAGAGGUUUGCUGUUCACGUCACUGUUGUUAGCGCUAUUGCUACUCUUUGUCUUUGGCUUACAGAAGAUGAUAGUCAAUAUAAGCAGGCUUCUGGUUUAAUGGAUGUAUUCAUGGCACUUUGGAAGUAUGGCUGGAAAAAUGGAGUUGAAUAUGCCAAGUGGAUUGGACUGGCUCUUCCCAACAUGCUUUCUGAGGAAAUUUGCUUUAAAGCAUUUAAAAAUGUGAAGGGUUGGGAAAUUGUAUGGGAAGAUUUCAAGCGAUGUAAUCGAGAGUUAGAAGCAAUGAAUUCAAAGCAAGCUUUAUUUGAAGAGAUGGCUGAAGAUGAGAGGACAACUCAAGCGUUCCAAGACUUUUAUAUAUUGCUAGAAGUGAAGUCAAUUAUCCCUUCUUCUAUCUGGAAACAUGAAUUGUUUAGACAUCCUUUGUGGAAGGAUAUGUUGGAUGAAUCUUCAUGA